GAGACGGCGCACUUUAGCACCAAUUGUUGCCCGAAAGCCGAACGUUAAAACCGCCCUCUGUGUCUCUCAUAUAAACUUCGUUCCCGGCGAUUUUUUACAACUAUAACAAACCCAGAAAACCAAAAGGGGAAAUCAAUCAGGAAACCCUUAAUUUCCUUUGUUCUUCAGCGAACGAGCCAGAGAGGCAGACAGAGCUGAAGGGUACUUUGCGUCGAUGGCGAUGGGCCCGGAAAGAUCAAAGCCGCUCCACAAUUUCACGCUUCCAUGUGAAUUGAAGUGGGGAAACCGGAAGUUCUUGAGAUGCGUUAAGCUGGAUUCCAACGGCGAAAUGUCCGACGUUCACCGGAGGCCUAAUGGGCUGUCGGAUCCCCCCACCGGGAGAAAGCGGGUCGCUCCGUCGUCCGGCAGGUCACACGAACGGCUCAAGAAGGAGGCGGUCGGGAGUAGCCGGAGAUUCGAGUCCGAAACCGACGACGGGAUCGCCUCUGUGAGGGAGAAGUUAAUGUUCGAUCUCCAGACGGCGGCGGAUAAGAUGAAAGACGCGAUUUUGCGGGAGGGGUUGAAGGAAGAGCUGCACCGGCCGGCUGUGGAGGAAGCGGAAGAGCAACUGUCUCCGGCGUUGGUUCCGCCUGAAUCCGCCCCUGCUGACCCGAAUAAGCAGUGGAGCUUGAGGACUCGCCGAACAACCGUUGGAUCCACCCAGAGCUUGAAUAUCUCCCCAUUGAGAGCCGAAAUCAAAUCUCCGACACUGCAAAACGUCCAACCCGUAGUCGUCGGCCACCAGCGUGAGAAAGCGAAGCUAUCUGUUCCUCUCGCCCGGCGAGAGAUCGAAGAAGAUUUCAUGGCUAUAGUUGGUCACAGACCCGCCCGCCGCCCCAAGAAAAGAUCUAAACUGGUCCAGAAAAAUUUAGAUACUCUCUUUCCGGGAUUGUGGUUGUCAGAAAUUACAGUUGACUUAUACAAAGUUCCGGAUGAUCAAUAGAACAUAUGAACAGGUGUGGGUGGUUGAUUUGCUGACAAGCAAAGCUAAAUUUGUAACAAGCAACUAAAAUAGUGAGAUACUGCAAAACUUUUUCUCUCUGAUCUUUGAUUAAAGUGUUGAGUUUCUUCCUGCUGUUAGUCUGUUACAACAAAGCAUAUUCUUGCUUUUUAUUAAAAAAAUGCUAGUAUUCGUUUAUUUUAGUUCUUCAUAAUUCUUUCCUUACCUUUCUUUCUGUGAUGACUGAAAUAAACUAAUGUAAUCCGAAAGCUUGGUGAAUAUGAAGUAUUAUUUGGUAUCUUAAUGAUAAGUAUCAAUGACUUGUGCAUAGUUUUCAUCCUUC
Messenger RNA from Cuscuta europaea, 1322 nucleotides. The record is from the annotation of a GenBank genome assembly. NCBI's taxonomy places the organism in Eukaryota, Viridiplantae, Streptophyta, Magnoliopsida, Solanales, Convolvulaceae.